AGUGGUUUGGUCGUGGCUUUCAUUCCAUCAAACAUAUCCUUCAAUUGGACACCGGUUCGCGGAUGAUCCAACGGCAGCCCAUCGGAUAUCGUUUGGAAACGAAAGCCAGCAUAGCGCGUGAAUCUGUCCAGAAUGUUGGUGUAACGGAGGAGGCGGCUGUGGGUGUAGUAGGAGUUGAGGAAGGUGAUGCGGAGGCCGGCGAGGGAAAGAAGUUCGGCGAGUUUGAGCAUGGAAUUGACAUGGCCUUGAAUGGGAAAAGGGAAGACAAGGACAUGGGGAGAGACAGACCGAUGUUCCAUGUCGAAUUUUGGUAAGGUAGCACCUUAAUUUCCUAACAUUAACAUUCAUGGCCCAUGACUCCAUGUGGGAUUUAUAACGAAAUAAACUCUCUUCAUUGCUCCUAGUGCCCACUGCUCAGCUUCGGCCUUGUGGGCGUACACGCGUAUUAAUUAGGUAACCAUGGUAGGUUUGAGAUUCGCUCCAGUACUUCUGAUUCCAUGUUUUUGUAUUUUAUAAAGUUUUAGAAAAUAGCAAAUAACAUGUUUUUUUUAGAAAGUAAAUAUAUAUUCAAAUGCCAGCUCAGCAAGUAGUAUUUUACUCUUGAAAUAAAAAUAUAUUUAAGGAUGAUGACGUAUUUUAUAACAUAGUUUAACAUAUCUAUAUUUUAACUAUGAGAGAUUUAUUUCGUCGUAUCAUAAAAUGUGUAUUAUAACUACAUAUGUCUACACAACUUUUUAAUCAUGUGAAAACCGUGGUAGAAGUAUUUUAGGGCUUUAGCUAGCUCCGGGAUUAACAAUUGACUGAUUAGCAUCGUGGAAUUAUUGACUAGAGGGAUUUAUAACAGAAGAAAAAACUUAAAUUAAAAGUAAAUGUAUCUUUCACAUACCAUCAAAGCAAUCAAGAGUGAGAAUAGAAAAUAGAAUUAUAUAAUUACAAAAUCUUCCCAAAAGAUUCUAUCAAUUUCCGAAUUCUGCACCCAGUAUUAUAUAUUAACCGUGCUGGCCCAUUGAUGUCCAUGGGCCAUAAACUUCCUUCCCAAGUCUAACUCUUGUAAGCCCAUUAGGACUGAUUAAAUUGAAGAAACCUAGAACUGUGGAUUAAGGCCCAUCACCUAGAAUUUGACGAUGGAAAGUGGUGGAAGGUUGGAGAGACGUCUCGUUCCUAUCCAAACUGGAAGUGUCCAGAAGGGUCAGGAAACCACCACAAUCCUCUUUCACCUCCUAUAUAGAGAGCUCAUCUCUAUCCCUUUCAUCAUCAAGAAAUCGUUCGAAGCCUGCGUACGAGAUAUUUCGCCUUUCAGCAAAUCAAUUCAAUUUGAUCGAUCGACCAAAAAUGGCACUCAUUUCAAGUGUUCUUGGUGGUGGCCGACGGAGCAACAUCUUUGAUCCCAUCUCUCUAGAUAUCUGGGAUCCCUUCGAAGGCUUUCCUUUUAGCACCACUCUUGCCAACGUUCCUAACAGCGCUCGCGAAACCUCUGCCUUCGUCAACACCCGUAUUGAUUGGAAAGAGACUCCCGAAGCUCAUGUUUUCAAGGCGGAUCUUCCAGGGUUGAAGAAGGAGGAAGUGAAGGUUGAGGUUGAAGAGGGCAGAGUACUUAAAAUUAGUGGAGAGAGGAGUAAGGAGCAGGAGGAGAAAAAUGAUAAAUGGCAUCGGGUGGAGAGGAGCAGCGGCAAGUUCCUUCGCCGGUUCAGGUUGCCGGAGAAUGCUAAGAUGGAUCAAGUCAAGGCUACUAUGGAGAACGGUGUGCUAACUGUGAGGGUUCCAAAAGAAGAGGUGAAGAAGCCGGAGGUCAAGGCGAUCGAGAUAUCUGGUUAAGUCAUUAGAAGGUUGACGGCCAUCAAGAGACAUGAUGUUUUCAAAUUUAGCUACUGGGCAUGUGUAUGCAAGGCAGUUUUGUUAUCCCUUUUUGGUUGUGUUUUUCCUUUUUAUGUGGGUUUAAAUAAAUGUGUAUCAUCAUAAGGUGUGUUUUAAAGUAUAUAAAUGAAUAAUUUUCUUUAAUUAGAAA
Molecule: messenger RNA, 2005 nt
Organism: Vitis vinifera (wine grape)
Lineage: Eukaryota; Viridiplantae; Streptophyta; Magnoliopsida; Vitales; Vitaceae
Product: 18.1 kDa class I heat shock protein
Exons: 1
Coding region: 1333-1815 (160 amino acids)
Biological process (GO): response to hydrogen peroxide; response to heat; response to salt stress
Source: RefSeq, a predicted model, not a curated record